Molecule: messenger RNA, 897 nt
Organism: Symbiodinium natans
Lineage: Eukaryota; Dinophyceae; Suessiales; Symbiodiniaceae
Source: the annotation of a GenBank genome assembly
AUGGGCGCCUGGCCGAGCAAUGCCGGCGUCUUGACCAUGGAGGUCCAUCAGACUGCACAUGGUGGCUGGCAGGUCCUUCCUGUGACCGCCGAGAGGCUUCAUUGGGUGCAGGUGUGUGUAUUCGAUGAGUGGUCCGUCCAGCCUGCCUCGGCGAUAAGUCCUUUGGAACAUUCGGUCCGAACAAAGGACACGUCCGAGCACGAGGUCCCUCUUUUGUGGCGAAGUGGGUCUGAGAAAGACAUUCUGGAGUAUUGCGCCGAGAGGGGGUUCCCGAAUGUAUCGAUGACGGUCCUGAAACUGCUGUUGAAGGAGGAGUUCGGGCAGGACAUGGGUUCCUCGGAUGAGUCUUUGGUGGGGGACCUUCUCCUGUCAGGAAUCAAAUGCGUGUUGGGUCCAUCCGAUGAGAAAGCGGCGGAUGCGCUGGAGCUCGCGUUGCAUGAGCGUGAAAAAGACGAUGCAGAGCUUUUGGACCUUCUCCAGAACCCCCUGUUCAACGAGGUCCUUCAGUCAAAGCAGGACCAACAAAAACUGGAGCAGGCAAUCAAGGAAGCCCAGGCUAGUCAGAGGCAGGUCCUCUCAAUCACAAGGUCCAUCCAGCGGCUGCGGCCUGCUGGGAAGAAGAAGGUCAAGCGCAAGGCUGUCCGGUUCCCGGGAGAUGAAGCAUGGCCUGCUGAGGUUCUUCAGCGUUUCGCACCUGCCGAGUACCGCAUGUACAGGGACGAGUUCAACAAAUGCAUCAGGGCCUUCCAUAAAAGCUACAAUUGGAGUCUAUCGAGGUCGUGGGGCAGAUGUGGCAAAGAAAGCGUUCCAGCACGGUUGGUCCUUCGUGGCGUAUGGACACGCCAUGAGGCACUUCAUCCGAACGACCCCUGCCCCUGGGACUUUCUUGAUGAUUGA